Conger conger (European conger) is the source of this 2464-nucleotide messenger RNA. Its product is annotated as cingulin. Bases 33 to 1178 code for a protein of 381 amino acids. The record is from RefSeq and is a predicted model, not a curated record. The transcript has 12 exons. NCBI's taxonomy places the organism in Eukaryota, Metazoa, Chordata, Actinopteri, Anguilliformes, Congridae.
GGCUCCACUGUUUAAAAUUGAUUUCUCCUGAAAUGAAUUGGGACAGUGAGCUAAAUUCUGUACUGUCUGCUGCAGAUAGCAGUGUGGCCAAAAUUAGGAGACAACUGGCUACGCCAGGGAAAUAUCCAAAAGAUAUUAUUCCGGAGAGAGACGUGUCUCGUAUGACAGAUUUCCAGCCUCCCCCUCCAUCCUGGCCCUUGCCCUCCCCCGCGCUCCAUCCAGCUCCACAGUGGGGGGACCUGGCACCGAUCCAGGCGCAGCUCCACAGCCAAAACCAGGCUAUCGAGUCCCUUGCCAAGGCGCUGCGCUCCAUGGAGAGCGAGCGGCACACAAUGCAGCUCCACCUACAGGCUGUACAGGAGGAACUGCGGCGGUUGCGGGACCGUGGGGAGGACAGGGAGCAGGAAAGGGCAGGAGGGAGAGCCGAUGUGAGUCCAGGAGUGGAGCGCAGGGUGGAGGUCUGGAAGAGGGAUGUGGGCAGAGAGCUGAGCAGUCUGAGAGGCCACAUUGACCGAGCCAUAUCUCUCAGCCACCAGGAGGACAGUUUCAGUAGCAAACUGCAGAGAGAGGAAAUUGAGCAACUGAGGAGAGAGGUGGAUCAGCUCAAACAACAACUCAGGAAGCAGGAGGAAGACAUGUUCCACCAGCAGUCAGAGACCAGGGAGGGGAGGAGGCAGUGUGAACGCAGCUGCAAGACCCUGGAGAGUCUGACUGACUGCUACAGGACACACAGUUUAGACGUCACCAGAACCAUCUCCCAGCACCAGAGCACACAGGAAGACAUACGUCAGCUCAGGCUGAGUGUGUCAGAGCUCAAGGGCGAGGUGAGGGGGUUGAUUCUCAGGGACAGACACUCCACACCUGUGACGACGACACAAGAAGCAGCUGCAAGCCGAGGCCACGGGCGCCACGGGGAGACGUCUGGCUCCGACUCGGAGGAUUCCAGCCCCACCCCCAGCCUGGGGGAGGUCAGCUCAGAUGACCUGUCCUGGGCGAGCGUGAGAGAGCCAGGUCCACGAGGCAAACGAGGGGCCUGUAGUCCCCAGCUGAAUGAAGGUGACAGCGGUGAAGCAGGCCAUGGACUGGAGGAUGACGAGGAUGAGGACAGUGUAGAUCUAGAGGGGGACCUGGAAGCUCUGUCAGACAGCCCUGCAGAACUCAGUCUCACCGACCUCUGACCUUCACAAGUCAAGCAGCAAACCUUCCCUGUGUCAUCCCCCCUUGCCAGAUACAGAGGAAUUUAGGUUACUGUUGAUCAUCUCAACUGAAUCUGCCUACAAGCAGGGUUCUUAGAAUAACUUGGUAUUGAGUAAGCUCAUGGGAUAAUCUAACCCAUUUUUUUGACUCAGGUGCUAUAGUGCAAGUAUUUUGGAUCAGGACGGAAACAGCAUGUAAUACAGUAUUAUCUCUAGGUGUACGUCACAUCAUGUUCUGUUAAGAAUAUCAAUAUAGCAGUUUUCUUACAGAGAACAUGAAAACCUGAAUAGAAUCCAUUUGUGGAGUGCAGCAGUGACACUAAGCCGGAAAUCAUUUGGAUUACAAACCCUAACACAUACUUUCCAUUGAGCCAACUUGCAUACCACUUUUAACUUGCUGCCACUGUAUUGGUUUAUAGGUCCCUUCACACCAUAUUUGGACAUCAUUUCGUGCCAAAUAUAACUGGGAUAAAGAGAAAAAAAGUUAUUUCUGUUUAUCAUGUGCUUAAAAUUGUUUAUGUGGAAAUGCACUCAUGUUUCCCAGCCAAAACUGCUCUGUGUUGUGUACGCUCGCAUAUACGAAUAUGGAUCGCUUUACAUGUUUUUGCAGAUAACGUGUUGCAUCAAAAGCGACACUGAGGGAUUAUGUGCUCUAGUAUUCCUCUAGGGUGGUUGCCGUUGGAAAGGAGGAUCUUGCACAAAAUGCAGAAGAUGUAAAAACAAUGCGUGGCAAUACCUGGGGUAAUUCUGGCCUUCUGGUCCCUGUGGUACCUGAAUGUAACUGCUGGAGUCCUUAUUCCCCCGAGACUGAGCGCGGAUUGGAAAUGGCACCCUUGAUACAUUCAGAGUACAAACGAGCAGUGUUCCUACAUGUCGGCUUACAUUGUUGUUACCCCAAGGCUGUUAAAUAUUUCAGGAGCUCCGGCUGCUCUGAUUAUUCACCCUUAUUAGCGUCGGAGAGAAGCGCCUCAGAUCUGCAGCCAGACACCCCCUAUGGAGGGAACAGUCCCACUGAGGGACAGACGCACUGCCAUACUGCAGUGGGACUGCUACUGUGUGGAUGUCACAGGUAGCUAUUCUUCAGAAAGACUGGCGUCACUGAAGAUUGUGCUUUGAUUCGAUUGAUUUAAAAAAUACUACCGCUUUUAUUUUGGUCGUAAGGCUUGGAAACCAUGCGUGGUGUGUCUAUUACAUUAUUUAGCAGACGCUCUUAUCCAGAGCGACCUACAACGAAGAGUCCAUGCAAUAAAGCCUACCAUUGAAUUUGA